Messenger RNA from Rubroshorea leprosula, 548 nucleotides. The record is from the annotation of a GenBank genome assembly. Lineage: Eukaryota; Viridiplantae; Streptophyta; Magnoliopsida; Malvales; Dipterocarpaceae.
GCAAUAUAAGACAGCAAAAAUGAGAAUGUUAAAGGGAGCAGUUCAUGGGAGAAAGGUGAACGUGUCAUGGCACAAUGCAAGAAGCAUGAAACUUUAAACGAAGAUGGAGUUUCUCCUGAUCGAGAAGAAGGUGGAUACUGAAUUGCAAAAGAGUUGUUUAGCAUCUAUAGUUCCUGAAAAUAUCAAACUUGUGUACUUAAGAAGAAGCUUAGUAGAGAAGCUAAUAAUGCAGUCACACAAUUUGGGGACAAGGUUGUUGGAAGUUCCAUUGGAGUCAAAAAGGGGUGUGGAAAUGGUUCAGGGAGUACAUCUUACCAUCUCCGGCAGGAACUGUGUGAGGAUUUGCAUCAGAGUGAAAGAUGGCCUGCUCAAAAAACCUUCUGUUGAGGAGCUUAAACAGAAGGAUAGAAGCUUGCACAAGGAUAUAACAAAGGAUGUAUGCAUUCCUAACUCUCAUAGACCUCCAUUCCCUCCACCAGGAGUUUGAAAUUUGAGUUAUAAGGUGAUCGUAUUCAAAUUCAAAAGAUGAAUAAAUCUAAGGGACUGCU